This is a messenger RNA of Scheffersomyces coipomensis, 3039 nucleotides long. RefSeq names its product Zn(II)2Cys6 transcription factor. The coding region runs from base 1 to 3039 and encodes 1012 amino acids. The transcript is spliced from 2 exons. Lineage: Eukaryota; Fungi; Ascomycota; Pichiomycetes; Serinales; Debaryomycetaceae. Gene Ontology annotation, biological process: DNA-templated transcription; regulation of transcription by RNA polymerase II. Gene Ontology annotation, cellular component: nucleus. Gene Ontology annotation, molecular function: RNA polymerase II cis-regulatory region sequence-specific DNA binding; DNA-binding transcription activator activity, RNA polymerase II-specific; zinc ion binding. The record is from RefSeq and is a predicted model, not a curated record.
AUGAACUUUCAAAUCAAUACGUUUCGAGCUCAAAAACCAAUUACAACGUUGAAACCACCUCUGAAGUCAAAAGUAUCUAUUAAUAAUAAAGAUGAUAAAUUAACUAAGAAAAGACGAAGAUUAACUCUAGUUUGUGAUAACUGCAAAAAGAGAAAAAUAAGAUGUAAUAAACAAUUACCAUGUGAUUCAUGUUUAAAGUCAAAUAUAAGUCAUUCUUGUGCUUAUCAUGAUACAUGGCCUAAGAAAGGUACCGAUAGUCUGAAUGGUGAUGCUAAUGAUAAUACUUCAACUAAUGAUAAUCAAAAUAAUCAUAAUAACUCAUUAUCGCCCUCACUUCCAUAUAUUUCAAGUGCUCGUCGUCCUAUUGUACUUGAUAAUAAUGUAGACCAUCAUCCUAAACAUAAAGAUAAGAAGAAAGUAAAAGUUAAUGCAAAUGGUCAUGAACAUGAACAUGAACAUAAACAUGAACAUGAAGAUUCUAAAAUUAUAGAUGUUUACAAACAAGAAUUGGAAAGAUUAAAGGAUAGAAUCAAACAUUUAGAAUCAAUAAAUAAUAUAAUACCAGCCAGUUCAAAUGAAUUAGUUCCUCCUUCAAUACCAUUACCAAUCACUCUUCCAUCACCAAUGGUACCAACUAGUAAUACAACUACAUCUUUCAUGUCUACUCAAGUAGUUCCUAUUAAAUUACCUCCAAUAAAUUGGAAGUCAACUACAUCUUCAUCAACUGCAUCAUACACCAAUGGAUCAGGCACACCGAUACCAUCUCACUCAUUGACCAAUGCUACCAUCUCAAAUUCUAAUAUUGCAUCUGUCAUACCUAUAGCUAAUGGAUCAAGUAUUUUAACUUCAUUUAUUGGAGUAAACCCCGUUUUAACAUUUGAAGAAACUGUCACAUCAUAUAAAUAUUCUAAAUCAUGUCCGUUUAGUUGGUCAGUGUUAAUGAUGAGUGAUCCUCAAUUACGAUUAGUAUUGGAAUUUCUUAAAUUAGAUAAAACAAAAUUAGAUGAUAUAAGUUGUCCUGAAGUUGAUUUAAGUCAUGGGAAGAAGAAAUUUGAUUUAAAUUAUAGUUUAAUAUUGAAAGAUACUGUGGUUCUGAAACCGAUUGAAGGUGUUGAUUUUGAUGUUGAUUUAAAAACAAGAUUAAUCUCAUCAUUACCUAAUUAUAAUGUGGUAUUAAGAUUGAUUGAUCAAUAUUUUGAAUUUAAUUAUCCUAUAAUGCCAUUUGUUGAUGAAACUAUAUUCCGAAAUGAUAUUAAAAAGAUUAUUAAGUUUGAUAAUACUACUAAUAAAAUCAUUGAUCUUAAAUUUACUGAUUUUAAUUAUGAUUUAUGUAUAAUAGGGAUAUUAUUAAUUAUUUUAAGAUUAUCAUUUUUAUCAUUUUUAAGAAAUAAUCAUGAUUAUAAUCGACAAUUCAUUGAACAAGAAAAGGAAUUAUUUGAAAAACCAAUUAAUUUAGAUCAUGUAUCAUUAAGUCGAGAAUGUUUAUUUAAAAUUCUUUAUGAGAUAAAAUAUGAGAAUUUAAUUGUGGUUCAAUUUUUAUUCUAUUUAAGAUAUUAUAUUCGUAUUUCACCUGAAGAUGGAUAUAGAAAAGAUGCCAUUGAUUAUAAUAAACAAUUAAUUGAAUUGGCAUUAACUUUAAAAAUCAAUCAAGAUCCUGAUACCUUUCCUGAAUCUAUUAAAUUAUCUAAUAGUGAAAAAAGUUUAAGAAGAAAAAUUUGGCAUUUUAUAGUUAUGGCUGAUAUUCAUAAUAGUUUAGUAUUUGGUAAUCCAUCUCGGAUUAAUGCUGUGAAUGCUGAUACUAAGAAACCAUUUCCCGUAACUUCAGAAUUACAAUCGAAUUUAAAAAAUUUUAAUCAUGAACAAGAUAUCUUUAAUGGGAUUUAUUCUAAAUCAUAUAAAUUUUAUGGAUCAAUGAAAGCGAUGUCUGAUUUUGUUACAAAUAGUGAUGGAUAUCAAUUAGUGAGAUUGAUUGAACAAUUGAAUCAAUUUGAAAUUGAUGUUCUGGAAUAUUUUAAAGAAUUAUUUCAAUAUUUAUUAACAGGAUUUGAAAAAGAAGAAUUAGAUGGAAUUAAGAAUUUUAAACGAAUUUAUCAUGUUAAAUUAUAUUUAUCAGUUAUAAAUUUCAUUACCACGAUAUAUUAUUAUAUUUAUUUAUUUUAUGAAGAUAUUAAUUUAAAUAUUAGUUUUUUUUAUUUAAAAAAAACGAUAAUUUAUAUUAAUGAAUUAAUACCAUUUUAUAAGAAAUUGGUAUUUAAUAAAGUAUUAAGAAGUGAUUUUCUUUAUAAUCCUACUUUACAAGGAGUUAUUCAUAAAUCAAGUCAAAUUUUAUUAUCAUUACAUAUUAAAUUUAAAGGUGAUGAUUCAUAUAAAGAAUUAAGAGAUACUAUGUUUAAAAAUUAUAUUAUAUUUGUGGAGAUUUUAGAUAAUUUAAGUACACGAUAUUAUUAUAGUUGGAAGAUUACCAAAGGUCAUAGAUAUUUUUAUUAUAUUACCAAUAGUGAUAAAUUUGAGAAAUUUUUUUUGCAACAAAAACAGAAACAAGAAAAUAAUGGGGGGAUGAGAUAUAAUGAUUAUCAAAUUCGAGAAUUACAAGGGAUUAUAGAGUAUAGUUUGAAACGAAUUGAACAAGAAGAAGAUGAACAACAAAGGAAACAGCAAGAAAUAUAUCCCAUUCAAGUUGAAAAAGUAGAUAUCAACCAAAAGGUAACGGAAGAACUGAAUGAAUCAAUAAAUAAUGGCAGUUUAAUUUCUAGUAGUAAUAUAACAAAUAGUCCUAACAAUGGAUUUGAUUUACAAAUUGAUCAACAAUGGAUUGAUUUAGUGUUUCAAUUCAGUGGGAAAAAUGAAUUAUUUGCUGAUUCUUUAGUGCCAACAACCUUGGCAUUAGACUCGACCACUACUAAUAUUACCACUACUAAUACGAUAGAAAAUAAUUCAAAGGUAUGUGGAGAGUCUACCCUUUCGAAUUCCAUUGGUGAAGACUUUCGUUCUAAUCCUUACAUUGAUAGUAUUCAUCGUCCAGCUUCACAAGCUUCAUAA